Molecule: messenger RNA, 447 nt
Organism: Meloidogyne enterolobii
Lineage: Eukaryota; Metazoa; Nematoda; Chromadorea; Rhabditida; Meloidogynidae
Source: the annotation of a GenBank genome assembly
AUGCUGAAAACAUUGCAAGAAGCAGAGUCAGAAGAGAAUGUAAUUUACCCUGCAAUGUUUGCUCCUCUUGAAAAAUUAAAACAUAUGGCAAUGUUUUUGCCUUUAUUUUACCUACAAGCUAAAGUUCCUGUUAAUAAUUCAUUAAAUUAUGAUGAAUGUGUAUUUAUUAAAAGAAAAUUGAGUUUACAUCCACAUACUUCAUUGCCAAGAACACCAUUUUAUCAGUUUUAUUAUAAUAUUACUAAUAACAUAAUUAUUAAAACUAAACUCGAAGAAUUUGUUAUUGAGCCUUACUUUGCUUAUAUACUUGAGAAGGGAAAUAAAGAGAUAAGAGAAUAUUUAGAUGUCAACAUUGUUGAUUUGAAGGAUCCUAUAAAUGGCAAAUCUGUUCCACCUCAAGAACAUACUGUGCUUCGCAAUAUGGUAAUUUGCUUAAAUAAAUACUAG